Rodentolepis nana is the source of this 1614-nucleotide messenger RNA. Lineage: Eukaryota; Metazoa; Platyhelminthes; Cestoda; Cyclophyllidea; Hymenolepididae. The record is from the annotation of a GenBank genome assembly.
AUGUCUCGUGACGACUUGCUAGACCGAGUUCUUUCACUACUCUCGGCUCACUCCUGGCUAUAUACAUUCAAAUGGACUGAGCUCCUGUCAUGCCCAAAUUUCAACCCUAUUGAAGCAUGUCCAAAAGAUUGGUCAGACGCUUUGUGCAACGGAAGAAUAACUGAUCUGCAACAAUUUAUUAUCAGCGGUCAAACUCCAUCGUCUUGGCCGGAGUCCCUUAAAGCAUUCGCUUCUCAAUGCUUGACCUUGACUCAAGAACUUAUCCGUUCAGCAACCAACACACCUCCUAUAAUCGAUUCAUCUGCAUCUCAGAGUGCAUCCAAUGGCGUUUUGAGUCUUAAUAAGUCAGCAGGUUAUCUGUUCUACAACAUUGAACCGGCGAAGGCAGCUCCACGAAAAGUUAAACAGAAAAAGCAUCAUGAGACUGAAAUCAUGUCUGCAUUUCUCUGUGAUCUCCUCCAAAAUUCAGCGAUAAUUGCCUGUAAUCCUUGCGAUAGUGAUAAGAUGAGCACUUUUCAAACUGCUCCUUUCGAGUGUCCAAUGGAUUCACAAAACAUGCAACUUUAUCGGAUUGAGCUUUCCUUAUUACCCAUGGCUUUCGUUGACCUUGGUUCUGGUCUCGGUCAUCUUCCACGACGAGUAAUGCAACGUCUUGGAACUAACUGCUCAAAUAUUCGGUGUAUAGCCGUGGAAGCCGAUCCUAAACUUCACUCUACUGCUUUGAAUAUGGAAUCUAAAGAACAAGAACCUAAAAAGCGACUUAUUCGAGUUUUAUCUCGAAUUGAAAAGUCUAAUAUCGACCAGUUUAAAGGACAACUUUCAGAGGUACUAAAUGCUGAUGAUCUGGAUGGAGGUUAUAUUCUCUGUGGACUUCACUGCUGUGGCGACUUGAGUGAAGCAGCUCUGAAAUUGUUUCACGUGGAUUCAAAUGCACAGGGCAUUGUUCUUGUUGGUUGCUGCUACCAUAAAAUGUCCCUUCGAGAUUCUGGGUGUCAAAACUUUUCUUUUCCUCUCAGUUUGAAGUUGCGUUCUGCUCUACAACGUUGCCCACCCUCAGCUGAAAAGUCUCUAAAAAUGACCGUAGCACUGCGGUUAGCAUGUCAAUGGUCUCCUCAGCAGUGGUCACACUGGACUCCCUCUGAAAUCUAUGAACACCGGGUUCGGGUUUUCAUUCGAUCCCUUCUUGAAGUUCACCUCAACCCUCGUUCAGCCCCGUUGGAAAAUAUUUCUUCACUUAAACGCCUUACACGUCUUCCUCCUGUUAUUACACUCCCAAGUCAAUCAAAUCUGAAUUCUAUUAAGCAACCACUACCAGAGCUGAAUGACCACUGGCGAAGUCUGGAAGCGAUCGCAAAGUCCGGUAGUACUGCACGCGUAGAUGUAGAGGAGUUGAUUUGGUUGACAAAAGGUGGCGACAAAGUAUGGGAUCUUUUGCCGGGGCUGACAGCAUUGCAGCAGCUUAUUCAGCCCCUACUUGAGGCAUUAAUACUUGCGGAUAGGCUGUGGAGUUUGGAAAGCUGUUCGGAGGUUGGAUAUGCAUCACUUGUGAGGCUAUUUGACCCUUUCCAAUCACCGAGAUGUAUGGCGCUUGUGGCUGUGAAAAAGACUGUCUGA